AUGAAUUUGCAUCAAAAGAGACUUAAAGCCGAAUACUUUCAAUCGUCAAUUGUCUGGUUGAUACGCUCUACUGGUUUGCAAAGUUGCCCAGCCCGAAGCAGCCUACCGUCUGGCGCCGAUGUACGUGCUCACUACACCGGUCUGGGAUGGGCAAUCCAGGCCUCGCCUAGAGGCCACGGCAACACAAGUCCGAUUGGCACCAGCAAUUGGUCCUUCUGUAUGCAGUCUUUCUUCCCCUCACGAACCACGCCUAUGCUCGUCUCUCCUGCCAUCUCCUUCACUUGUGCUUGUGGGUCAGCCCUUGCUCUCUCGACUGGCCGUCACAACCGUGUAACUAGGCCGGAGCCAGGCAUAGUACCAGGACCCAAUGCCAUGACUACAAAAAAUACAUUUGCCCAGGCGAGCCAGACUUUUUGGUAUCAAGCCGAUCGAGCGAGAUGCAAAACUGUUCUGUUACGCAACCGCAAUCCUAGGCCCUUUCAGUCUGCCGAGUCAACGUACCAACAGCACAUGCUUUGGGGUCGAAUCCGACUAUUUUUGCGUGAAGCCUAUCCUCUGCCUCAUGACUGA
Protopolystoma xenopodis is the source of this 570-nucleotide messenger RNA. The record is from the annotation of a GenBank genome assembly. NCBI's taxonomy places the organism in Eukaryota, Metazoa, Platyhelminthes, Monogenea, Polystomatidea, Polystomatidae.